Molecule: messenger RNA, 5948 nt
Organism: Lutzomyia longipalpis
Lineage: Eukaryota; Metazoa; Arthropoda; Insecta; Diptera; Psychodidae
Product: CAD protein-like
Exons: 6
Coding region: 118-5736 (1872 amino acids)
Biological process (GO): 'de novo' pyrimidine nucleobase biosynthetic process; L-glutamine metabolic process; L-arginine biosynthetic process
Cellular component (GO): carbamoyl-phosphate synthase complex; cytoplasm
Molecular function (GO): ATP binding; carbamoyl-phosphate synthase (glutamine-hydrolyzing) activity; hydrolase activity, acting on carbon-nitrogen (but not peptide) bonds, in cyclic amides
Source: RefSeq, a predicted model, not a curated record
UGUACAGGAUCUGCCCACAGAUCUCGGUAUGCGAUUUGAAUUUGUGCGUGGAAACAAUUUUUUUAGUGAAAAGUGGAAGCAGAAAAAUCUUUUUCUUUGUGAAUUAUUUUACCUAAAAUGUCUUGUGGAAAAGACUUUGAGGAUACCAUGGGUGUGUGUAAUUUGGUGCUUAAUGACGGGACUAUCCUGCACGGGGAGAGCUUUGGCUUUCUCGGCGAUGUGGACGGAGAGGUGGUCUUCACGACUUCCAUGGUGGGCUAUACGGAACAGAUGUCUGAUCCCUCCUUUGAGGGACAGAUCCUCGUCUUCACGUACCCCCUCAUUGGGAACUACGGCAUUCCGUGUGACAAUAAGACUGACCAGUGGGGCCUCCUGGAGUUCUUUGAGUCCAUUUUCAACUGUGCUGCGAUUGUGGUGGGUGAGUACUGUCGAGCCCCAUCGCACUGGCUCAAAUCAAAGACUCUGGAUGAGUGGAUGCAGGACAAGAAGAUUCCCGGAAUUAGUGGCGUUGAUACGAGAUUGCUGACCAAGAAGAUUCGGGAAUCCGGAGUGUUGCUUGGGCGUAUUGUACAAGGGAAGGCCGAUGAAAGUUCCCCAAAGGCAUCAUUCUCUGACCCAAAUGCAACAAAUUUGGUGGAUAAAGUUUCCCUGAAGGCGCCGAAGACAUUCAAUCCUGACGGGAAGAUUCGCAUUUGUGCCAUUGAUUGUGGAUUGAAAUUCAACCAGAUCCGGUGCUUGGCUAAACGUGGAGCAAGAGUUGAUGUCGUCCCGUGGAAUCAUCCCAUCGAUGGGAAGAAUUUUGACGGAUUAUUCCUCAGCAAUGGGCCAGGAGAUCCGUCAAUGUGCAAGGAGACCAUUGAGAACAUUCGCAAGUUCCUCAACAAUUCGGAGAGAGUUAAGCCAAUCUUUGGCAUCUGCCUGGGGCAUCAGCUACUCAGCUUGGCCAUUGGGUGCAAAACGAAGAAGAUGAAGUACGGGAAUCGUGGCGUGAAUCUUCCGUGUUUGCACCACGACACCGGCAAGUGCUUCAUGACAUCCCAGAAUCAUGGAUAUGCCGUCGAUGUGGACACCCUUCCGGCGGAUUGGGAAGUUCUCUUCACGAAUGUCAAUGAUCAAUCCAAUGAGGGCAUUGUGCACAAGACUCUGCCUUAUUUCAGCACUCAAUUCCAUCCCGAACACUUCGGUGGCCCUGAAGAUUUGGAAAUUCUCUUUGAUGUCUUCCUCCGGCUCGUUCAGGAGGGAAUUCAGGGCAAAGUAGGAUGCGCCAAGGAUGAAUUGAUCGCAUCAUUGUCUUCCCCAAUGCCAGAUGCAAUCGAAAGACCCACAAAGGUCCUCAUUUUGGGAUCAGGAGGACUCUCAAUUGGCCAGGCGGGAGAAUUUGAUUACUCCGGCUCACAGGCAAUAAAAGCUCUUCGAGAGGAGAAAAUUCAAACAAUCCUGAUCAACCCCAAUAUUGCAACGGUGCAGACGUCCAAGGGGAUGGCGGAUAAAGUCUACUUCCUGCCCAUUACGCCGGAAUACGUUGAGCAAGUUAUCAAGGCGGAGAGACCUUCGGGAGUCCUCUUGAGCUUCGGUGGCCAGACUGGGCUCAAUUGUGGCGUUGAAUUGGAUAAAUUGGGCAUCUUCCGGAAGUACAAUGUGAAGAUUCUCGGGACGCCCAUUCAGUCGAUUAUCAUGACUGAAGAUCGAGAAAUCUUUGCUCAGCACAUGGAGAUGAUUGGGGAGAAAGUUGCCCCAUCGGAGAUUGCUCACAACGUCGAGGAAUGCCUCCGAUCGGCCAAGAGAUUGGGCUAUCCUGUGAUGAUUCGUGCUGCAUUUUCUCUCGGCGGUUUAGGUUCGGGUUUCGCCAACAAUGAAGCAGAACUCCGGAAUUUGGCUAAUCAGGCAUUGGCUCACUCCAGUCAGCUAAUCAUUGACAAGUCCCUGCGUGGGUGGAAGGAGGUGGAGUAUGAGGUUGUUCGCGAUGCCUUUGAUAAUUGCAUAACGGUGUGCAAUAUGGAGAAUGUGGAUCCUCUGGGGAUUCACACGGGCGAGAGUAUUGUCGUCGCACCGUGUCAGACGCUCAACAAUCGCGAAUGGAAUAUGCUGCGAACUUGCGCUCUGAAGGCCAUUCGGCAUCUGGGCGUUGUUGGUGAAUGCAACAUUCAGUACGCUCUGAAUCCCAACAGCGAAGAGUAUUUCAUCAUUGAGGUGAAUGCACGUCUGUCCAGGAGUUCAGCUCUUGCCAGCAAAGCCACGGGGUACCCACUGGCCUAUGUUGCAGCUAAAUUAGCUCUCGGGAAGUCUCUGCAUGAGCUACGGAAUUCCGUGACGGGCGUCACAACGGCCUGUUUUGAGCCGAGUCUCGAUUAUUUGGUCGUGAAGGCACCACGUUGGGAUUUAUCGAAAUUCGCCCGGGUCACGCGGAAGAUUGGCAGCAGCAUGAAGAGCGUGGGUGAGGUGAUGUCAAUUGGGCGGAACUUCGAGGAGGCCUUCCAGAAAGCCCUGAGAAUGGUGGAUGAUUCAGUGCCGGGCUUUGAUCCGUAUUUGAAGCCCGUAAAUGAUGCUGAACUAAUGGAGCCCACGGAUAAGAGGAUGUUCCAUUUGGCAGCGGCCAUCAAGGCAGGUUACUCCGUGGACAAGCUGUACGAAUUGACGAAGAUUGAUCGAUUUUUCCUGGAGAAAAUGAAGCGAAUCAUUGACUACACAACCUUCCUGGAGCGGCAGUCGAGCUCAAGUCUCAACGGGGAGAUGUUGAUGAAGGGAAAGAAGAUGGGAUUCUCCGAUAAGCAAAUAGCCAAGGCGAUCAAGAGUACGGAGCUGGCUGUCCGGAAGUUGCGGAGUGAGAAGAACAUUGUGCCAUUUUGCAAACAAAUCGACACGGUGGCUGGAGAGUGGCCAGCAGCCACCAAUUAUCUCUACUUGACGUACCACGGCAUGGAAGCUGAUCUGGAAUUCCCUGGAGGAUACACAAUUGUCGUGGGAUCGGGAGUUUAUCGAAUUGGGAGCUCUGUGGAGUUUGAUUGGUGCGCUGUGAACUGCCUGAUGGAGUUGCGAAAGAUGAAUGUGAAGACAAUCAUGAUAAACUAUAAUCCCGAAACUGUGAGCACGGACUACGAUAUGUGUGAUCGACUCUACUUUGAGGAGAUCACCUUUGAAGUUGUCAUGAAUAUCUAUGAGAUGGAACAACCUUAUGGGAUAAUUCUUUGCAUGGGUGGGCAACAGCCUAAUAAUAUCGCCAUGAAUUUGUUUUUAGCUCAUGCAAGAAUCCUUGGAACUUGUCCAGAGAAAAUUGAUAAAGCAGAGAAUCGUUUUAAAUUCUCCCGGGCGUUGGAUACGAAGGGAAUCCUUCAGCCACGUUGGAAGGAGUUGACAAAUUUCGAUGAAGCUUUGGAGUUUUGCAAAGAAGUUGGAUAUCCUUGCUUGGUGAGACCGUCUUAUGUCCUUUCGGGAGCUGCAAUGAAUGUUGCUCAUUCGGACAAAGAUCUCGAGGCGUACCUCAGUGCUGCAUCGGAGGUUAACAAAGAUCAUCCCGUUGUGAUCUCCAAGUUCAUCAUGGAGGCCAAGGAGAUUGAUGUGGAUGCAGUGGCACGUGAUGGGGGGAUUCUCUGUUUAGCCAUUUCGGAGCACGUUGAGAAUGCGGGCGUUCAUUCGGGGGAUGCCACCCUCGUGACACCGCCGCAGGAUAUUAAUGAUGAAACUCUCGCAAAAAUCCGGGAGAUUGCGAAUGACAUUGCAAAACUUCUGGAUGUGUCUGGGCCGAUGAAUAUGCAGCUGAUUGCAAAGAAUAAUGAACUGAAGGUGAUUGAAUGCAAUGUUCGUGUUUCACGAUCAUUCCCAUUUGUCUCAAAGACACUCGGGCAUAAUUUCAUUGAAACGGCAACAAAGGUGAUCAUGAAUAAACUUGUAAGUCCGGUUGACGUUGUUAGAGGAUCCGUGAAAAUCGGCGUGAAAGUUCCGCAAUUUAGUUUUUCUCGUCUUGCGGGGGCUGAUGUGAUGCUUGGUGUUGAGAUGGCGUCAACCGGGGAGGUGGCAUGCUUUGGGGAUAAUCGUUAUGAGGCCUACCUAAAAGGGAUGCUCUCAACUGGCUUUAAAAUCCCCAAGAAAGCCAUUCUCUUGAGCAUUGGAAGACACAGGCACAAAAUGGAGUUACUCCCAUCGGUUAAGACGCUCCAAGAAAUGGGCUAUAAGUUGUAUGCCUCAAUGGAUUCUGCAGAUUUCUAUUCACAGCAGGGUAUUAAGAUCAAUCCCGUUCGAUGGGAAUUUGAUUCAGUGGCUUCAUGCAGUGAGCAAAAGUCUGAUGUGGAUGAAAUUAAGGAAUUAUCAGACUUCUUAUCAAGUGAGAAUUUUGAUUUGGUUAUAAAUAUUCCAAUGAGUGGUGGUGGAGCACGUCGUGUGUCCUCAUUCAUAACACACGGCUACAGAACACGUCGUUUAGCUGUUGAUCAUUCAGUUCCUCUAAUAACGGAUGUAAAAUGUGCCAAAAUGUUCAUUGAGGCAUUAAGACAGUGUGGUGGGCAGGCUCCACUACUCAGGCAUCAUACAGAUUGUCUCAAUAAGCUCCGUCAGCUGCCUGGUUUCAUUGAUGUGCACACGCACGUGCGUGAGCCGGGAAAUACAAAUAAGGAGGACUACAGGACGUGCACAGCUGCUGCUCUUGCCGGAGGUAUAACAAUGAUCCUCGCCAUGCCAAAUACAAAUCCCUGUGUGACUGAUAAGAAAAGCUUUGAGAUGGUAAAAGAUUUGGCAAAAGCCAAUGCAAGGUGCGACUAUGCGAUCUUCGUGGGAGCCUCACUAAAUAAUUUUGAUACAAUCAGUGAAUUUAGUUCAGAAGCGGCUGCUUUGAAGAUGUACCUCAAUGAAACGUCCACGAAUUUAAUGCUAAAGGACAUGAUUGAAUGGCAUGAAUAUGCAAAGAAGUGGCCUAAGAAUGCUCCUUUGGUGAUUCACGGAGGAAUAAUGGCCGUUGGAACGAUGAUCUUUCUCUCAAGUAUUGUUGAUCGUCCCAUACAUAUAUGUCACGUGGCGCGUAAGGAGGAGAUUCACUUGAUACGUGUUGCCAAGGAGAAGGGUUUAAAGGUCACGUGUGAGGUGUGUCCGCACCAUUUAUUCCUUUCGCGCGAAGAUAUUCCGCGAAUUGGUGAGAAAUUAUCCGAAGUACGUCCUGUGUUGUGUAGCAAGGAAGAUCAGCGGGCUCUCUGGGAUAAUCUCGAUGUGAUUGAUAUCUUUGCCACGGAUCAUGCACCGCAUACGUAUGAGGAGAAGACACGAUCAGAGAAUGGUCUUCCCGGAUUUCCCAUUCUCGAGACAAUCCUCCCCCUUUUGCUGAAUGCCGUCUCCGAAGGACGCCUCACAUUGGAGGAUAUUGUGAAGCGUUUCCACCUCAACCCGAAGAAGAUCUUCAACUUACCCGAUCAGCCAAAUACGUACGUUGAGGUGGACAUGGAUGAAACGUGGGAAAUUCCCAAAUUCACGAAAUACUGCAAAUCUCAAUGGACACCAUUCCAUGGGAUGAAGAUUCGCGGGAAGGUGCAUCGUGUUGUGCUGCGCGGGGAGGAAGUUUUUGUGGAUGAUGAGGUACUAGCAAAGCCGGGAUUUGGUCAAAAUGUUCGUGAAAAUGCACCAAAAGGCUGUUUGGUGGAUGUUGAGGCAGUUGAACCUUUGGGUGAUUCAAAAUUAAUUGAUGAGUCAACACCUAUUCCGGCUAAGCGGAAGUCUCGCUUUGGAUUUUCCUGCUGUAUGGGAACAGAUGUCUAAAGAAUGCAAAAAAUUAAUUUGGCCUAAAAAAUCAAGAGAGAAAAACUCGAAAUUUAAUAAAUUUUUGUAUUUUAUUUUUCAACACAAAAUAAUUAUAAAGAAAAUAAUUUUUGGCGCUAAAAAUUGUAAUAAGUAAUAUAUUUUUAAUGCUUUUGAAUAUUUUUUUUAAAUAAAUUAACGUGCCCUUUAUUCCUUAAAAAAAAAAAAAUAAA